GGGAGUAUAAUUAUGUGGUAUAUUUGUUAGACAUCUAAUCUAAUACUCCAUAGAUAAAAGAUAUAUUUGUUCCAAAUUUAAAAGUUAGGCUUUUAUUUGCUUCACACUGAAAUUAGAGAGUAUAUUUGCUCACUCAAAAAAUUAAGUCAUAUUUAUUCCUUCUCUUUGUAUUUUCCAGCACGCGCUCAAAAAUAAUUCUGGUUCCGCCACUGCUCCCAAACACAACCUAAGUACAUAUCGGUGAUUCUCGAGUGCUAAAAAAGUUGAUCAAGUCAUCAUAGAAAUAUUCGUUUUCCCCCCAAUUUGUCUUCCAAAGUUUUUUUUACAUACCAAUUUAGUAAACCGCUCCUUUUUCCCACCAAUUCAGUAAUUUGGCCCCACCACUCUAUGCCGUUGCUAGGCAUUUCCGCCUUUUUGAAUUGGAUAUUUUUUCCGUAUGAAUGGUGCGUAUUUUCUCAGCUAAGAAAGAAUAGUCGAUCCGCAAAGAUCGGGCGAUUGACAAACGGCAUCUUGAACAGCCCCGCUAAUUCCGGGGCAAAAAGCAGGACAGCGUUCCACUGCUUCACGCACAGCUAGCUAGCCAGCACCUACAAGAAUCCUCCCGGCUCGCCUAUAUAAAUCCAUCAAUCCAUCACUGAAUUAUUAUUAUUCAGUUCUUCGGUAGUUUAUUGUGUUAAUUAUCUCCCUCUGAAAAUAUGGCUUCCGCAGAUGUUCAGUACGGGCAGCAGCAGUUCAGGUGCUUCGUCGGUGGAUUGAGCUUUAAUACCGUUGAAGACGACCUGGGAAGGACUUUCGAAAAUUACGGCAAGGUUAUGGAAACCAAGAUUAUCAUGGAUCGUGAAACUGGUAGAUCUAGGGGAUUCGGUUUUGUUACCUUUGAAACCGCAGAUGGGAUGGAGAAGGCGAUCGAGGCUUUGAAUGGCAGGGAUAUUGAUGGCCGUAACGUUACUGUUAACCAGGCACAGGAAAGGUCUCGCGAGAACGGCGGCGGUGGGUCACGCGGUGGCGGAUACGGUCAACGUGAAGGUUAUGGUAAUCGGCGUGAAGGUGGUGGUUACAGAGGCGGUCGUGGUUAUGGAAAUGGCGGCCGUGGCUAUGGAGGUGGUUACAGAGGCAGCGAUGACCGUGGUUACGGAGGCGACGAUAGCCGUGGUUACGGAGGCAGCGACAGAAGUGGCUACGGCGGCGGCGAAAAGCAUGGUUAUGGAGGCGGCCAAAGUGGUGGAUAUGGAGGAGGUGGCUAUAGGAGCGGUGGUGCUCCCGACGGAAACUGGAGGGAUUGACGGAGUUGUUGUUAAUUCCUUGUUUGGCGGUUUACUACUAAUUAAUAUUUCCCUCGCUUUUUGGGCGCUUCAAUCAAUUUCAGAUGGUUAAUUUCUGGUCACUGUUCAAUGUUUUGCGGUUGUUUGUGUACUGUUCGUAUUUGGUCGCUCCUGGUUAUACUGAAAUUUUAUACGGAUGAGAAUAAUAACAUCUCCAUUGCGAAUGAAAUUU
Messenger RNA from Cuscuta europaea, 1494 nucleotides. Lineage: Eukaryota; Viridiplantae; Streptophyta; Magnoliopsida; Solanales; Convolvulaceae. The record is from the annotation of a GenBank genome assembly.